AUCGAGAUUAGGACCGCAAACAUAAAGUGAAAAAAACUGUGCUUGCUGUUAUAUAUACCUCUCUUUUUUUUCAGAGGUGACAACCGUAUGCCUAACGAUGAUGUCAUUUCCUCUAUGCAGAUGUAACUAUAAAAACGGGUCCUCUUGCUGUUAGGUGUCCGUGGUAAUAGAGACGAGGAUCGUUGGUGCAGGAGAAGGCAGGAGCGCGUCAGACAUCAGGAGAGUUUGGUCCACCAUGCAUCCAUAACUUGCUGUGUUCGUUCAAGGAGGGGGAGAUAGAUUACCAUCUUCUGAAAUCGAAGACAUUUAUUUUUUUCCUGGAGAGUGAAUCGUUGCUGAUUCUGAAUAAAGAAAACAUGAUCGAGCGAGCAGUUGUCCUGUUGGUCACGUUUUCUACUUGCGUUCUGUCAUUGCCGGUCACUUCGGGUGAACUGGAGAGUGGCGACGUCAAGGUGAUGAAAUGCAUUGUGGAGGCUCUUGCGGAUGUCCUCUCCAUGCCUCACCCCGUGCCUGUCAGCCAGGAGUGCCUGGACACCCUGCGCACAGGUAAGAAGAGCACCCGAGACCUUACCCCACCUGGCCCUCACCCAAGGCCGUAAGCCAGGCUCUCUGCUUCUCUGACCACUACAUCUACCCCAGUGGUUCCCGUCCUUCGUUAACACUCUGAACCCCUUUCUAAAGGUGAAGGUUUCGGCGACCCCAACUUCAACUUUCUGCUUCCACACUUUUUAGCCAUUUCCAUCUGCAUCAUUGUCCCAGGGGACGUAAUCGCAUCGCUUAACUUAACACUAGUAGUAGUUUGCUCAUGGCUAUGAAUCAUAAGCUUUCUGUAUGCGGACGUCUAUGAGACCUUUAAAUCAUCUCAUCUGACCCCAUGUGCAAAUCAGGGGACCCCAAGUGAGGUCCCUACCCCAAUGUUGGGAACCGCUGAUAUAUUCUCUUUGAUAUGUGCCUCUUUGGGUGGAAUAUAUAUAAAGAUCCAUUGAUGACAGCAAAAGGGGGUCAAGAGGUUAUAAGGAAGUUUGGGUGAAAAGCAGGGUCAUUAGUGGUGGUGAACUUUCUUAGGACAGGCUUAGCUUUAACUUAACCACGAAAACUCUCCCUCUUUUUUUUUUAGACAGGACAAGAUCAUGCAAUUAAUCUGGGUUAGGAUGACAGCAUUUGUGAAGAGCUUAAUGUGUUUGCCGUGACCAUCUUAAAAUAGACAUCUAAACAAUAGCGUUCAAGAUUCAGAUUCAGUUGACUGACUUCACCAAAAUCGCUUUGAAACACCCUUCUGAAAUGGAAGUGGGUGUUGGUAGAGAAACAUGCCCUUUGAUGAAUGGGAUGCCAAUUGUGUGACUUAAUACAACACGUAUUUAGACCCUAUUCGUCACAUCUGAUGGGGUUGGCAUUUUAAUCCUCUGCGCUACAUGAUUAUCUAGAAAAACAUCAGUAAACAUUACCGUAGUGUCAGUCAACCUGCAUUUUGUGUCCAGGUAUAAUGGUGCCUCUGGGCUCAUCAAAGAAUAAUAACGAAACCAGUGUGUCAACCUUUCAAAAUCCGUCUCAAUCUUUCUCAUCGUUGACAUAAUUGCCCCUCCGACAUAUAACUCUGUUAGCCGUUAUAUUUAUAACCCUCGUUGUAUGUCAGAUUUGCGGUUGAUAGGGAUUGACACCGUCGCUGCUCUCCAUGGGGGUCAUCGCUGGGUCAGCGAGACCUGGCCGUAUCUAAUCACUUACAGCAGUUUUCUCUGGUCCAAAUCCGUCUCCCUCGUCC
Messenger RNA from Gadus macrocephalus (Pacific cod), 1759 nucleotides. RefSeq names its product chromogranin A (gene chga). The coding region runs from base 357 to 599 and encodes 80 amino acids. The transcript has 3 exons. Lineage: Eukaryota; Metazoa; Chordata; Actinopteri; Gadiformes; Gadidae. Gene Ontology annotation, cellular component: chromaffin granule. The record is from RefSeq and is a predicted model, not a curated record. Gene Ontology annotation, biological process: negative regulation of insulin secretion; negative regulation of catecholamine secretion; defense response to bacterium.